This is a messenger RNA of Momordica charantia (bitter melon), 594 nucleotides long. Its product is annotated as peroxidase 2-like. NCBI's taxonomy places the organism in Eukaryota, Viridiplantae, Streptophyta, Magnoliopsida, Cucurbitales, Cucurbitaceae. Gene Ontology annotation, molecular function: heme binding; peroxidase activity. The record is from RefSeq and is a predicted model, not a curated record. Gene Ontology annotation, biological process: hydrogen peroxide catabolic process; response to oxidative stress.
UUUGUAGUUUCUCCCAUCAAAAUAUAUCCAACCAGCCAUAACACCACAAACAUGUCGCCCUUUAAAGCUGCAGCUUUAGUUAUGUUCGUGGGUAUGAUAUCGGGGACCUCUUUGGCUCAGCUCAGCCCCACUUUCUACGACCAAACAUGCCCUAAUCUAUCCACCAUCGUCAGAGAUGUGGUGACCCAGGCACAGGCAGGCGAUGUUCGAGCAGGAGCCAAGCUUAUUCGUUUUCACUUCCACGACUGCUUCGUCAAUGGUUGUGAUGGGUCGGUACUACUGGAGAAUGCAGAUGGCAUAGAGAGCGAGCUAGACGCUCCUGGGAACCAAGGAAUCCAAGGCUUCGAAAUAGUCGACAAUAUCAAAGCCGCAGUCGAGGCUGCCUGCCCAGCCACCGUCUCUUGCGCCGAUGUCUUAGCCAUUGCAUCUCGUGAAUCUGCAGUACUGACUGGAGGGCCAAGUUGGGAAGUCCAACUGGGAAGAAGAGACAGCAGAACAGCAAACAGAUCUGGAGCCACAAACGGCCUCCCUUCCCCUUUCGAGACCCUCCCCGAACUUCAAGUAAAAUUCGCUGCAGUUGGGCUGGACUCCACU